This is a messenger RNA of Strongylus vulgaris, 306 nucleotides long. NCBI's taxonomy places the organism in Eukaryota, Metazoa, Nematoda, Chromadorea, Rhabditida, Strongylidae. The record is from the annotation of a GenBank genome assembly.
UGCCUGGAGGAAAUGAAGGACUCUGGAGUCAUCUUGUGCUGCGAAAACUACCUGGUCUAUGAAGAUUUAGGAGAAGAGCCUAUUAUUAGAUGUCCAAUUCCACUAAGGAGAAAUGACAUUGAUGAUCGCGAUCGCUCACUCAUGAUCAUCUGUGCGGCUACUCACAAGACAAAGCUUAUCCACUUGUACCAAAUCGCCAACCUCGGUGAUGACCCAGAGGAACCGAGUUCUCCUCAAAAAUGCAUCUUGAUGAAGGCGAGACCUUCUUCUAUGGUCGGUGAUUUGGCGCGUGAGGAUGCACCACAG